This is a messenger RNA of Zalophus californianus (California sea lion), 634 nucleotides long. Its product is annotated as vesicle transport protein SEC20-like. Gene Ontology annotation, biological process: retrograde vesicle-mediated transport, Golgi to endoplasmic reticulum. The record is from RefSeq and is a predicted model, not a curated record. Lineage: Eukaryota; Metazoa; Chordata; Mammalia; Carnivora; Otariidae. Gene Ontology annotation, molecular function: SNAP receptor activity. Gene Ontology annotation, cellular component: SNARE complex; endoplasmic reticulum. The transcript has a single exon. Bases 11 to 634 code for a protein of 207 amino acids.
CGUCCUCAACAUGGCGGCUCCCCAAGAUGUCCACGUCCGUAUCUGUAACCAAGAGAUUGUCAAAUUCGACCUGGAGGUGAAGGCGCUUAUCCAGGAUAUUCGAGAUUGUUCAGGACCAUUAAGUGCACUUACUGAACUGAAUACUAAAGUGAAAGGGAAGUUUCAGCAGUUGCGGCACAGAAUACAGGAGCUUGAGCAGUCAGCGAAAGAGCAAGACAAAGAGUCGGAGAAGCAAGUUCUGCUCCAGGAAGUGGAGAAUCACAAAAAGCAGAUGCUCAGCAAUCAGACCUCAUGGAGGAAGGCUAAUCUCACUUGCAAAAUUGCUGUCGACAAUCUACAGAAAGCAGAACUUCUCCAGGGAGGAGACCUCUUAAGACAAAGGAAAACCACCAAAGAGAGCCUGGCCCAGACGUCCAGUGCCAUCACGGAGAGCCUCAUGGGAAUCAGCAGGAUGAUGUCCCAGCAGGUCCAGCAGAGCGAGGAAGCCAUGCAGACUCUAGCCAAUUCUUCCCGGACUAUCCUGGAUGCAAAUGAAGAGUUUAAGUCCAUGUCAGGGACCAUCCAGUUGGGACGGAAGCUUAUCACAAAAUAUAAUCGCCGAGAGCUGACAAAAAAAAAAAAAAAAAAGAAAUGA